UUGACCGUAAAGCUGGACCACACUCGCUACCAUAUUGAUACGCGAAUCGGCCAUCCCCGGCUGGUCCAAGUACUGUCUGAGCUCUACACUCCGCUACUCGGCUGUUCCGUUGACCAUUUGGCUGGGAUUUCACCAGAGCUUGCUGCUAACACCUUUGCAUCGCUAAAUCGCUCCAUUGAACCAAUGAGUGAGAUACUCGUCUCUCUCGGUGCUUAUGGUAGCCUUUCUGCAGUUAUGCAUGCUUUUCUCGAUCAAGACGACGAGGUGCUUAUCAUCGAGCCAGCUUUCGAUUGUUAUGUACCACAGGCUAAAAUGGCCGGCGCCAAACCAGAAAGUAAGGGCACUGAUUGCCCAUCUAGCGGUGACUGGAAGUUGGAUUUUGAAGAGAUGGAGGCGAAAAUCACGCCCAAAUGCAAGAUGAUUGUGCUCAAUUCACCAAACAAUCCCCUAGGGAAGGUGUUCACUAUGGAGGAGCUGAAAAAUUUAGCAAAUAUCUGCAUUCGGCACAACCUUCUUUGUGUUUCGGAUGAAGUCUAUGAGUGGCUGGUUUAUCCGCCAAACAAGCAUAUAAAAAUAGCUUCCCUGCCCGGAAUGUGGGCUCGUACUCUUACGAUUGGAAGUGCUGGCAAAACUUUUAGCGUCACUGGCUGGAAACUGGGAUGGACUGUUGGGCCAAAGAAUCUCAUCGAAGCAAUGCAGCUACACCAACAGAAUACUAUAUACACCUGUCCUACACCACUCCAGGUAGCCCAUCUUUUGUUCUUAAAUAUUUUUAUAAAAUAUGAGAGCUUUGCCUUUUUCGUUAAACAGACAUUUGGACUACUAAAAAUGAAUCAUGAAAAGACUUUUUUCUGUUGCUCUUCUGUUUAG
This is a messenger RNA of Protopolystoma xenopodis, 870 nucleotides long. NCBI's taxonomy places the organism in Eukaryota, Metazoa, Platyhelminthes, Monogenea, Polystomatidea, Polystomatidae. The record is from the annotation of a GenBank genome assembly.